Closterium sp. Yama58-4 is the source of this 2520-nucleotide messenger RNA. The record is from the annotation of a GenBank genome assembly. Lineage: Eukaryota; Viridiplantae; Streptophyta; Zygnematophyceae; Desmidiales; Closteriaceae.
AUGUGGCGGCUGUGCGCGGAAGAGAUGGCGCAUCUGAAAGCGCUGCUGCUGGGCGACGGCGGCGGCGGAACGCAAAGCGCGCCGCUGGAGCAGCGCGCCGAGCACGAUGGCUCGCAGGGGACCGAUUCGCGCAGCAACGGCGGCCCGCACACCCCCCACAUGGCUGGGCUGUUCUCAGGAGCCGCUACGGUUCAGGAAAACCUGGACCAGACAUCCGCACUACAAGCUACCCCACUGCAGCAGCAGCAGGAGGAAGGGCAAGGGCCUCCUCAGGCGAACGACCCCUAUCGGUUGUACCUGCUGGCAGAGAUCCGGAAAGCGCGCGCGGCCAUGCUUUCUCGUGGUGCUACUACGGAUCCUCUCGGGCACCUGCAACAGCAACGCACGGGAUCACCCGCUGAUCCAACGGCCAACUUCAAUCGCCCUGGGGCUGCGGCCCCUGAAAAGGUUAAGGAUACCACGGCGGGGGACACAGCGCGCUUCCACGUGGGAGGCGGAGGCGGGGGCGGGCGGAGCGCGAUGGUUGUAUCCGCGAUGCUGACGCCCCUGGGAAUCGUCGCGCUCUCACCGCAAGCACGCGCCAAUGCCGCUGUCCGUCCGCCAGAAUCUCGCUUGAGGAGCGUUGGGAUGAGCGAGGAGGUGGCGGCGAGGGUAGCAACGGAAGUGGCGAGGGGAGCGACGAAAACGGCGAGGGAAGCCGAGGAGCGUGAACUGCGGGAGAUUUGCAGUGCGCUGUUCUCCGCGGGAGCGCGGGAAGCGGAUUUGUUCUUACAGGGUGCGCUGGAUGGGGCUGGUGGGAAGGGCGUGGUCGGCAGCAGCUCAGGCUGGAACACGUCAAGGGACGCCGCACUCCCGCCGCAGCACGCAACUCCGCAGCACAAGCUUCUCCGCGACCAAGGCCCACUGCAGAAGACGAUGACCACCGAGCAGGAGAUAAUCAAGACGAUGCCAUUCCAAGACGUGUUAGCGGCAGCGGCAACUCAAGCAACGGCUCUGGAGGCCCCGCAAGGUGCGGCGCUGACCCCGCAGGAGAUGAUGCUGUUACGAGACGUGCUGGCAGCACCACCUCAAGGUCACGAGGCUGCGAGGUGGAUAGCUGAGAAAUCACCCCUCGCCACGCAGCCGUCGAUGGUCAACGCGGAAUCCUCAAUGGAAGGAUACAAGCGGCAGCCGCAGCGCAGCUGCGGCAUGGCAUGGGAGCGAGAUUUUUUUACGGGAAACACAGGGAAUGCGGAGCGAGGCGCCGUCCAUCACACCGUCGCGCAGCUUGGAGCCGUGGUGGCUGGGUCGUCUGGCUACGGACUCGCAGCAGCCGCGGAAACUGCAGCAGCAGGCGCAGCUGCCGCAGCAGCAGGCACUCAGCUCUCCUUCAACCCAUAUAGCAGCAGCAGAGGUGGCGGCGUUGCUGGUGGCGUUGCUGCUAGAGCCUCGGCACGGUGGCCUCGUACCACUGCAGUUGGCGCGAGCGGUCCCACCGUGACCGCCGUUGGUGUUUCUAGUGUCGGUGCUGCUUGUAUCGGUGCGAGUGGGGGCAGCGCUGCAGCGCUGCUCCCUGAGAUGCGGCCUAAGAUGGACGCGUCGCUACCGUCGCCCGCCACUGUCGACCGUGCAAGUGUCGAGUCUUGCAGAGUGCCGGUACCCGUGCCGGCAGUAACCUCUGCGCUAGAGGAACAGAACAUGCCAUACUACCGUCCUGAUUCGUCACAGGAAUUUGGGGGGGGACGGGGAAUCAGUGAGGCAGGGGCCGUGCCGCUCUGGGCAGGAGCGCAGGCAGUGUGGAACUCGAGGGAAAUGGAUCCAAUUCGCUCUCAAGGCUUUCCUGGAUUCCCUCCCCCGCCGGCCGCGCCGGCGUGGGAUGGGUUGCGCUGUCUGGUGUGCGGUACGGCGCUAAGCGUGGAGAAUACGAAGGCGGCCAGAGAGUUAGCCAACCACGUGAGGCCUCAGAAGGAUCCGGGGAUUGGAUUGCGCGUCCACGGGUGUAACACCUGCCUUAGACUGCUGGUUCCCUCGUACUUUCGGAGGUUGGAGACGGAAAAGGCUCAGGACUCAGUUACUGAUGUUGGUUCGCGAAGAGUCCAAGGAAGCGGUAAUGGGACGGGAGAUGCGAAUGAUGGAGACGCUGCUGUCGGAGAGACGCGAGAGGACCUGCACCAGGAGGCUGUUGGAGCCGCAGCAGAGGAGGCUACACAGUGGAAGGAAGCGGUGAGAGCACGAAAUAGAGGCAACCCGCAGCAUGAGGAUACGCAACACAGACGCGACGUGCAGUCAUCACAAAUGGAAAAUGUUUCAGAAAUUGGAGACGAUUGGAACAUUGCGCCUCGGUGUCCCCAUUCUCACUCUCUGAAAUGCGACGUGCAUGCGACUCGGCUUAGCGACGGAAAAUGUGAAAACGCGCAAGGGCAUUCGCUGUUGUCGCCUGCUUCUGGACUUCGUCGUCUGCGAGAGUCGCCUGAUACAGUGAGGUCACAGGACGCUGAGGAGGUUGCUUGGUCAGAAUUGAAACGACAGCGUACACAGUGA